Trematosphaeria pertusa is the source of this 3669-nucleotide messenger RNA. RefSeq names its product glycosyltransferase family 2 protein. The record is from RefSeq and is a predicted model, not a curated record. The coding region runs from base 1 to 3669 and encodes 1222 amino acids. Lineage: Eukaryota; Fungi; Ascomycota; Dothideomycetes; Pleosporales; Trematosphaeriaceae. Gene Ontology annotation, cellular component: cell periphery; cell septum. Gene Ontology annotation, molecular function: chitin synthase activity. The transcript is spliced from 4 exons.
AUGUCUCUGCCCCAGCGACCAGACGCCUCGUCGCCCAAACGAGACCAGCGCCAUGUUUUUCGAGAAUCACCCUCGCGCCGACGACGACCCUCCGAUCUCGAGAACAGACGAUCGCACGACCGCACCCCAAGCAAACCCGGAGCCUCCCACUCGUACUCGAAGCCGCUGCCCUCGCCAGGCACACCGGUGCCCAUGGAUAGAGAUCCCAUGAUGGCUCCACAGCGCGCUCCGGGGGCGCAGGAUCUGGGGAGGAAACGAAGCCUGGUUCGCCCCGAGCGACAGCGCAUAGAUCCAAAUCACCCCAACUAUCACUACCGAAAGCAUGCGCAAAAGAUGGCCGUGCAUCCCUCGACGACCGGAAAUGACCCUAUAAGGGAGGACUACCUGGAGGCGGAGACUGUCAGUUCGGAUAGCACCGACCUCAAACCCCCUCAUUUACGCAACGCAUCCGGCGGGGGAUACAAUGACAAGCAAGCUCCGCUGGACGACGACACUCCCAAACCGCAGCGGCGGCUGACACGCAGCAAGACGAUGAAGAAGCUAGAGGAGCAGCGACAGAAGGAGAAGGAUGCCAUGCGGCCGCCUAGCCUAUGGAACGUAUAUUGCGCCAUAAUCACAUUCUGGGUCCCGGACGCCGUACUGCGAUGCUUCGGAAAGCCACAGAAGGCCCAGCAGCGGGCAUGGCGGGAAAAAGUCGGGCUUCUCAGCAUCAUCGUCAUCAUCUGCGCCGCUGUCGGAUUCCUCACAUUUGGAUUCACCCAGACUGUUUGCCCCAACGGGGGAGGCGUGCGGUUGAGGGUAAACAAAGUCGAUCGUGGCUUCCUGAUUGUGCACGGCAAAGCCUACGAUCUCGCUCGUUCCACACAUCCACUUGCCCGCGGGAUUCCUGAAGGCGCCAACGUCCUCUUUGAUCUACCCGAGAAGCACGGCGGUCAAGAUGCUAGUUUCCUGUUCCAGAAUGUCAACGGAGCCUGCAAAGGGCUCAUCACCGCUGCAGAAGACUCCGACGUGCCCACAGAUUCAAAUGGUGGUUUGGGUUGGUAUUUCCCCUGCCAACUCUUCAACCAGGACGGCUCCACAAAGCCCAAUCUCACGAUCCCCUACUACCUUGGCUACCAAUGUCAUACCUCGGAUAACGCUCGCAGGGCGUUCUAUGGACUCAAGAGCGCGGGCGAUGUGUACUUCACCUGGGAUGACAUCAGAAACAGCUCUCGCAAUCUGAUGGUGUGGGGCGGCGAUGUGCUGGAUUUGGAUCUUCUGAACUGGUUCAACAAGUCCCAGGUCGCAGUCCCCGACCUAUUCGACCGGAUUCAAAAGAACCCGGCCGUAAGGGGUGUGGAUGUAACCCGCACUUUCUCUUCGAGCUACGAGAAGCAGGUCGCCAGGUGCUUCACCCAAACCAUCAAGGUCGGUUCCAUCGAUACCGAGAGCAUUGGCUGCAUUGCAUCCAAGGUCGUUCUCUAUGUCUCUCUGGUAUUCAUUCUGGCCAUCGUCGUAGCCAAGUUCAUGCUUGCCUUGGCCUUCCAAUGGUUUAUUAGCCGGAAAUUCGGAGCAGCAAAGACUUCAUUAGGAAAGACCGACUCGAAGCAGCGAAAGCAACAGAUCGAGGAGUGGAGCGACGAUAUUUAUCGUCCACCGCCAAAACUUAUGGACCCUGCCGGAGCUGACAGGUCUAACAAGCGUGGCAGUAUAUUGCCUUCGACCUCAAGGUUUACCAGCCCGUAUGCUAUGGAAAAGUCAGCAAAGAGUCGGGCCCCGCCCACUACCAUGACCAGCCAAAGCGCUUCGUCUCGCCUUCUUUCCUCAUCCCAUGGCGGUGGCGGCAUGUACAGACAGCUCAAUACCAGCCACGGAACUCUUCCAACCUACGACGGGAAGCCAUCAGUUCAGGAGAGCCGAUCAAGCUUGUUGCUAUCAGGGACUACCGAGCAGAACCGCUACUCUAGCGUCAUGGGUGAAGUGGAGGGCCCCGGUCCGGCUGGUUUUAUCCACGAAGCCGUCGUUCCCCAGCCUCCUCCGGAAUGGCAGCCUUUCGGUUAUCCAUUGGCUCACGCUAUCUGCUUGGUCACCGCCUACUCUGAAGGUGCGGAGGGCAUUCGAACAACAAUUGACUCUAUCGCCACCACCGAUUAUCCUAACAGCCAUAAGCUCAUCUUGGUUAUCUGCGACGGCAUGAUCAAAGGCAAAGGUGAAGACUUGACUACUCCCGAAAUAUGCCUCGGCAUGAUGAAGGACCACGCAGUGCUACCACACGAGGUCGAGGCCUUCUCGUAUGUCGCGGUCGCAAGCGGCUCCAAGCGACACAACAUGGCCAAAGUCUACUCUGGCUUCUACGAUUAUGGCGAGGACACCCGCAUUCCCACCGAGAAGCAGCAACGUGUUCCAAUGAUGGUCGUUGUCAAGUGCGGAACCCCCGAUGAGGCUAAAAAGUCGAAGCCCGGCAACCGUGGCAAGCGAGACAGCCAGAUCAUCCUCAUGUCGUUCUUGCAGAAGGUCAUGUUUGACGAGCGUAUGACGGAGCUCGAGUUUGAGAUGUUUAACGGUAUCUGGAAAAUUACUGGCAUCUCUCCCGACUUUUACGAGGUGGUGCUCAUGGUGGAUGCGGACACGAAAGUCUUCCCAGACAGUUUGACGCACAUGAUCUCCGCCAUGGUCAAAGAUCCGGAGAUCAUGGGCCUCUGCGGCGAAACGAAGAUUGCCAAUAAGCGUGAGUCGUGGGUGUCUAUGAUCCAGGUGUUUGAGUAUUUCAUUUCUCACCACUUGUCCAAGUCGUUUGAGUCCGUCUUCGGCGGUGUCACAUGUCUCCCAGGGUGCUUCUGCAUGUACCGCAUCAAGGCUCCUAAAGGCGGUCAGAACUACUGGGUUCCUAUCCUGGCCAACCCGGACGUUGUGGAGCACUACUCCGAGAACGUGGUCGACACGUUGCACAAAAAGAACCUGCUCUUGCUAGGCGAGGAUCGAUACCUGUCGACGCUGAUGCUGAAGACGUUCCCCAAGCGAAAGCAGGUCUUUGUGCCUCAAGCCGUCUGCAAAACCACGGUACCCGAAAAGUUCAGCGUCCUCCUGUCACAGCGCAGGCGAUGGAUCAAUAGUACGGUCCACAAUCUGAUGGAGCUGGUGCUGGUACGAGAUCUGUGUGGCACCUUCUGCUUCAGCAUGCAGUUCGUCGUGUUCAUUGAGCUUGUCGGAACCCUGGUCCUGCCCGCCGCCAUCGCUUUCACAUUCUACCUGAUUGCGAUCUCCAUCAAAGCCGCCGUCCUGCAUACCGAGGCGCCUGUUAUUCCACUUGUGCUGCUGGCGCUCAUUUUAGGUUUGCCAGCCGUGCUCAUCGUCGUGACGGCCCAUCGAUGGUCCUAUGUUGCCUGGAUGUUUGUCUACCUGCUGUCGCUGCCCGUCUGGAACUUCGUGCUUCCGGCGUAUGCGUACUGGAAGUUUGACGACUUCAGCUGGGGCGACACGCGCAAGACGGCGGGCGAGAAAACGAAGAAGGCCGGCCUCGAGUAUGAGGGCGAGUUCGACAGCAGCAAGAUCACGAUGAAGCGGUGGCAUGAUUUCGAAGCAGAACGGAGACUUAAGGCACCAAGCACUGCCGGUGGCGGCGGAUGGUCGCAGCAGACCACGACAUCGGCUGGAGGGUGGCCUCCUCCGCUGCCUACUCAGCAGCAGUAG